GACAUCGUUAGUUUUUACAAUUUUUAAAGCAUUUUCACUGAAUUUUACUUAAAAAAUAUUCCUUAAAAUGGGAGGAAAGGAGAAGAAAAAGAUAAAUUUUGAUCUAAUCAAGACAAUCGACGAUAAUGAAGAAAUUGCUGAUUUAUCUGAGGAUUCCGAUGUUGAAGUUGAAUAUCAACCAUCAAAAGUAAAACAGAAGAAAAAAGUCGAUUUUGAUUCAAAAUUCAAAUUCGUCUCGUCAGUUUCGGAAUACCAAAAAGACACUUGGGAUGAUUUGAUGUCCUUUGUGAAGCACAAGAACCGCGGAAAAGUUACGGAUAAAAUUGCCAAUGUUAUCGCAAGUCGCAAGGAAGACAGCAAGAAAAUCCUCGAAGAAGACGUCAAAGAUGAAAAAUCCGACGAAGAAAUCGAUUUAUCGGAUGACGAGCUGAAACACGAUAAUUUACGUGUGAAACAGAAAAAGGGCAAAACUAAAGUUGAUUCGACAAUCGAAGAUGUUCUCGACAAAGAUUUCUUCGAAGAUGCGCCCCAAUCGGAUGACAUCACGUCUUUUUAUCAGAUGAACUUGUCUCGUCCCUUGAUGAGAGCAAUUGGGCUUCUUGGUUACGUGCAUCCGACGCCAAUUCAGUGCGCAACGAUUCCCGUGGCGCUCUUGGGUCGCGAUAUUUGUGGAUGUGCAGCAACAGGUACGGGUAAAACGGCUUCUUAUAUGCUGCCGACGCUCGAAAGAUUGUUGUAUAAGCCGGUAACGACCGAAAGUGUCACGAGAGUGCUUGUUUUGGUCCCGACUCGUGAACUGGGAGCUCAAGUUUAUCAAGUAACGAAGCAAUUGUGUCAAUUUACGAAUAUUGAUAUUGGAAUGGCGAUUGGAGGGUUGGAUGUUAAGGCGCAGGAAGCUAUUUUACGGAAGAAUCCUGAUGUAGUUAUCGCUACUCCCGGCAGAUUGAUAGAUCAUAUCAAGAAUACGCCGAGUUUUACAUUGGAUUCUAUUGAGGUCCUCAUCCUCGACGAAGCUGAUCGUAUGUUGGACGAAUAUUUCGCCGCCCAAAUGAAAGAAAUCAUCAAAAGUUGCUCCCCAACGCGUCAAACGAUGCUUUUUUCCGCUACAAUGACAGACGAAGUCAAAGAUCUCGUUGCUGUCUCUUUAACGAAACCCGUAAAAAUCUUCGUGAACAACAACCAAACCGUUGCCUUCAACUUACGCCAAGAAUUCAUCCGCAUCCGUGAAGAUCGCGAAGACGAUCGCGAACCAAUUCUCGCUGCGCUUGUUUGUCGUACGUUCCACGAUCAUUGCAUGGUUUUCGUGCAAACCAAAAAAGCCGCGCAUCGUCUCCGAAUCCUUCUUGGCUUGUUAGGAUUAAAAUCAGGAGAGCUUCACGGCGACUUGACCCAACAACAGCGUCUCGAAUCUUUGCGACAAUUCAAAGACGAGCAAAUUGACAUCUUGAUAGCGACUGAUGUAGCUGCCCGUGGCUUGGAUAUUUCCGGCGUAAAGACAGUUAUCAACUUUGUGAUGCCAAUUUCCGUCGAGCAUUACAUCCAUCGUGUCGGGCGUACUGCUCGUGCAGGCAAAGCGGGUAUUUCGGUGUCCUUGGCAGGCGAAACUGAACGCAAAAUGGUCAAAGAAAUCAUCAAACGUGCCACGAACCCGGUAAAAAAUCGCAUAAUUCCCUCAGAAAUUGUCGAAAAAUACCGCAAAAAAGUCCAAGCCUUGGAACCGGAAAUCGAAAAAGUCUUGGAAGAGGAAAAAGCGGAAAAAAUGUUGGCACAAGCGGAACAACAACUCAACAAAACGGAGAAAAAACUGAAAGAAGAACUCGAAGCUGGCAAGAAAAACGCUCAACAAACUGUCCCGCGUCAAUGGUUCCAAUCGCACAAAGAACGAAUGCUGGAAAAGGAACGUCUUUCGCUCAAAACUGACGAAGAUGAAGACCAAACGAACGGAAAACCCAAGAAAAAGAACGACAAAAAGCCGGCGAGCAAGAAACGAAAACGCGACGACGACGGAAGCGACUUGGAAGACAACUUUUUCAAGAAACGCAAGCAACAAGGAGCUCCCAUGAAGAAGUCAAAGCCAUCAAAAACUAAUUCAGAUGCCGGAAAAACGCCAAAAGAGCUCGCAAAAGAACGCGCUCAGAAGGAAUUGGAAAUGGCGUCACUCACGAGAGCGAAAUUAAUGAAGUGCAAACACAAAGUUCGACGAUUAAAAGCAGUUGUCGAUGAAAUUCCGAACGAAAACUCAUCAAAGAAGAAAAAUUUCAAGAGAAAAUCCAAAUUUGCGAUGGAUUUGGCAGACACAAGUCAGAAAAAUGUGAAGAAAUUGAGAUACGACGCCAAUAAACAGAAGAAAAUCGACGAAAAAGUCACAAAAUUGAGUAAAGUAAAAUUACAAAACAAGGCUGGCUUGAACAAGAAAAACAAAGGAAAGCAUUUCGGAGCUCCAAAAGUCAAAAAAGACAAGUUCAAAGGCAAAAAGUGAAAAAAAAACCUUAAAAAAUCAAAAUAUAUUGGAAAAAAUUAA
Molecule: messenger RNA, 2521 nt
Organism: Culicoides brevitarsis
Lineage: Eukaryota; Metazoa; Arthropoda; Insecta; Diptera; Ceratopogonidae
Gene: Rs1
Product: probable ATP-dependent RNA helicase DDX27
Exons: 4
Coding region: 68-2479 (803 amino acids)
Molecular function (GO): nucleic acid binding; RNA helicase activity; ATP binding
Source: RefSeq, a predicted model, not a curated record